GCCAUUAAGUAAGCAGCAUCAACACGUGAAAACGCUGCCCCGGCACAUCUGGGCACAUCUACCAACCUUUUUUUUGAACCAAUUUAACCGAGACCGAGCAGCUGAGCCUGGACAGCUCGGACAACAGGGACUUGGAGUGCUACAUGCUUGUAGGAUUAAAGACCAGACACCAGACGCGCGUCUUUCGACACUUGCGGCCGUUGCAUUACGAGUAUAAUAUAACUUAAACGAAAUGAGUUCAAAAAAACCGGCACUUGCAGAGGAAUUUGCUUCAUUAAUUCAACCUCAUGAUAUUGCACCUGAUCCUGAGGAUGACGCAGAGGAAGCAACUCGAGCCAAGCUGGUUGAUACUUAUGAUGAUGAGGCUCAAGAGGAGCAACAAGCAAGUGUUCUACGUCGGCAAACCGUUUCGUUUGACGACAAAAGAUACGCUGGAAGAAAAAUUUCCAGGAAGGAUUUGAAUCGGAGCGAUGAUGAAGACGAAAGUUUGGAAAGUUCUACUGAGGAAGACGAAGGAGCUUCCAGUAGUGAUGCUGAGGAAAUCGCUGAUGGAGAGAGGGAUGAAUCGGAAGAUGAUCAAGCAGAUGAGGUUGAUGAAGAAGAGGAAGAUGAAAGUAGUGUAAGUGAUGAUAGUUCCAAGGAAUAUGAUGAUGCGGAUGGUGACAUGUUCCCCCAAGCUGAGAAAGAAAAGAGCGACAAAGAGAAAGACACAAAAUUUCAGCACUUUUCCACAUCUGAUUUAAAAUCUGAAGUGAAGAAAGGAAAUGCUGUGAAAAACCAGCUCAUGCUGUGGGAAAAUCUUCUGGAAAUUAGAAUUCAGAUGCAGAAAACAUUGAAAUUUGCAAACCAAAUGCCCAUAGCUGCGAACUUCAGCAAGUUUGCUGAUAAAGGAGGAAAGGAGUUCAAGAGUGCUCAGUUAAAAUGCAUUAAUGGGACAACAAAGCUUCUCAACAAUUUAAUUGAGUUGCAAGCCACACUCUUUAAACAAAAUCCUGAAACCAAAAACUUAUCCUCAAAGGAAAGAGCCAAAGAGGACGAUGAAGAAAUUCCAAGCAGUGAAGACGAAGCUGGCGAGUUGGAGGAAACACCUGCAGAAAAGAUGCCGGCAAAGAAAAAAAUGCGGAUGGAGGAUUAUGAGAGCUCCAUCGGCGGCGUCCACAAUAAUUUCCUCAGCUACCGAAACUCAACCAUCCAGAAGUGGAGUGAAAAAACAAGAAUGUCCCAGGGAAAAUUCAACAGCAAGAAUUUUAGUGCUUUUGAGCAGUCUGCUCUAAAGCAAAUUGAACACAUUUUAGCCGACAAAAACCGUUUACUCAAGAGAACCAGAGUUCAAAGAUCGAACUAUAGAAUUCUAGGAUCGGAAAUCGGCGAUGAUGAAGAAAAGGUUGAUGACGAGAAAUCCCAACAAACGUGCAAUGAAAUAUUUGAUGAUGACGACUUUUAUCAUCAGCUUAUCCGAGAGUUGAUUGAACAAAAAUCCGAGUCAGUCACAGAUCCCGUCCAGCUUGGAAGGCAAUGGAUAGCUUUGCAAAAGCUAAGAAGCAAAAUGAAGAGAAAAAUCGACACAAGAGCAACUAAAGGAAGGAAAAUAAGAUACACUGUGAUUCCUAAGUUGGUUAACUUCAUGGCUCCAGUUGAGCAUAGUGAAUGGACAGACGAAGCCAAAAAUGAACUGUUUGCAUCUCUGUUUGCAGGCUAAGCCUGAAAUAAAUUCAUUGAAUUGAA
Molecule: messenger RNA, 1725 nt
Organism: Cloeon dipterum
Lineage: Eukaryota; Metazoa; Arthropoda; Insecta; Ephemeroptera; Baetidae
Gene: Aatf
Product: Apoptosis antagonizing transcription factor
Exons: 7
Coding region: 233-1699 (488 amino acids)
Biological process (GO): regulation of transcription by RNA polymerase II
Cellular component (GO): nucleus; nucleolus
Source: RefSeq, a predicted model, not a curated record